Molecule: messenger RNA, 567 nt
Organism: Vicia villosa (hairy vetch)
Lineage: Eukaryota; Viridiplantae; Streptophyta; Magnoliopsida; Fabales; Fabaceae
Exons: 1
Coding region: 1-567 (188 amino acids)
Source: RefSeq, a predicted model, not a curated record
AUGUUCUCUUAUGUUAAAGACUGUAUCUGGAAGAAAAUCAAUUCUUGGAGUGGGAGGUCCUUAUCUAGAGCAGGGAAGGAUGUUAUGAUCAAAUCAGUGUUACAAGCUAUUCCGGCUUAUGUCAUGAGCUUAUUUAUUCUUCCGGAGACUCUUAUCUCAGAAAUAGAAAAGAUGUUGAAUUCGUUCUGGUGGGGAGGUGGUACAAACCACAAAGGUAUUAGGUGGAUGGCGUGGGAUAAAUUAGCUUGUCCGAAGGAGGAAGGUGGAUUGAGAUUUCGUGAUUUUCGUUCUUUUAACGAGGCUAUGGUUGCUAAGCAAGGUUGGUUCUUUUUGGCGAAUCCGCUCGCUUUAGUUUCUCGUAUCUUCAAAGCAAGGUACUUUCCGAGAUCUUCUUUUUUUGAUGCUAAGCUUGGUUAUAAUCCCAGUUUUGUUUGGAAAAGUAUCUGGUCGGCUAGAGAGAUUCUUAUCAUGGGUUGUAGGUGGAGCAUUGGUACCGGUACUCAAAUUAAUGUUAUGAGUGACCCUUGGUUCCGUGGAAGACGUGAAGGUUGCUUGCAGGGUCCAUAG